AUGUCUGCGCUGACACCUUUUGGUCUGUCGCCUCGGAGGCUGCCUGCUGGGGGCUGCCGAGCAAGGGCUGCUGGAGACAGUGGAGUCCGUCAUGCUGGUGGUGGGGUGCAUAUUCCGCCCAAGUACAGGGAAUUUCUCCAGCUUACCCGGAAACAGGUGAUCCAGGGGGAGUUCUUCAGCUCACUCAUGUGGUUCUGGAUUCUCUGGCGCUUUUGGCGCGACUCAGACGCUGUGCUGGGCCACUUUUCAUAUCCAGAUCCUUCACAGUGGACAGAUGAAGAACUGGGGGUCCCUCCUGAUGAUGAGGCCUGA
Molecule: messenger RNA, 312 nt
Organism: Alexandromys fortis (reed vole)
Lineage: Eukaryota; Metazoa; Chordata; Mammalia; Rodentia; Cricetidae
Product: NADH dehydrogenase [ubiquinone] 1 beta subcomplex subunit 2, mitochondrial-like
Exons: 1
Coding region: 1-312 (103 amino acids)
Biological process (GO): mitochondrial respiratory chain complex I assembly
Cellular component (GO): mitochondrial inner membrane
Source: RefSeq, a predicted model, not a curated record